Lethenteron reissneri (Far Eastern brook lamprey) is the source of this 1820-nucleotide messenger RNA. Its product is annotated as N-terminal Xaa-Pro-Lys N-methyltransferase 1-like. Gene Ontology annotation, cellular component: cytoplasm. The record is from RefSeq and is a predicted model, not a curated record. Lineage: Eukaryota; Metazoa; Chordata; Hyperoartia; Petromyzontiformes; Petromyzontidae. Gene Ontology annotation, molecular function: N-terminal protein N-methyltransferase activity. Gene Ontology annotation, biological process: N-terminal protein amino acid methylation.
GUGAGAGAAUCCUCCCCUCGUCUCCUCUAAAGGGGUCUCACGCUCCGCGUUGCCAGGUCACUGUUUAAAGUAGCGUGGCGCGGGAGGUGACCUGUGUGGGGGGGACCCGCCCCGCUCGCGCCCUGGAGGGACCACCCCACCUCGGGGUUCGACUCUCUCUCCUCGCCUGCCCCGGCAGGUGGCAGCAGCAGCCGCCGGCAAUCCAUGCCGCGGGGUGGGAGAGUCACGGGCGGAUGGUGGUGACUGUGGCAGUCCCAAAUGAGCACGUGGUGCAGUGUGUAAACAUUGCCACUGGCGGGCAAAGGCGGCCGGGUGCUGCUCACUCACCCCCUCAACAGUCUGAUGAGGCCACACGGGGGAUCGUUCCUUUUGGCGGUUGAGGUGGUUCCAGACACAACACAUUCUCAUCGUGCAGUUUCAUGCAAGAUUCAGAGAGAAAUCCAUGAUGCAGGCCGUGAUCGGCACACAUCGGUCUUGAGCCAUGGAAACUGGACAUGAAACGUGAUGAUGGUGAUCAUGAUAAUGAUAGAUGGACAGCGCGGGCCAGGCGCGCUCGGAGCUCGCCCUCGACUGCGGCGCGGGCAUCGGGCGCAUCACCAAGCACCUGCUGCUGCCAGAGUUCCGCUCCGUGGACAUGGUGGACAUGACCAGGAGGUUCCUCAACAUCGCCCGCAAGAGCUACCUGUGCCGCGACGAGGCCCGGCGCGUCAAUCGCUUCAUCUGCUCGCGCCUGCAGGACUUCAGACCUCCCAGCGCGUCUUACGACGUCAUCUGGAUUCAGUGGGUCAUCGGCUACCUGACCGACGAGGACCUGGUGGAGCUGCUGGUGCGAUGCCGGCGCGCGCUGCGCCAGGACGGGGUCAUCAUCGUCAAGGACAACGUGGCGCGCGAGGGGGUCGUGCUGGACGAGGUGGACGGCAGCGUGGCGCGCGAGCUGCGCGUGCUGCACGGCAUCGUGCGGCGCGCCGCGCUGCGCGUGCUCGCCGAGCAGGAGCAGCGCGACUUCCCCAGCGACAUCAUGCCCGUGUGGAUGUUCGCGCUGCAGUGAAGCACGGGCGGCCGCGGGCGGGGGGAGAGGGCGAGGAGGGGAGCUGACGAGGAGGAGCGGGGGAGGAAGAGGAGAGGAUGAUGAUGAUGAAGGGAGUUGUUGGAGGAGAAGAUUAGAGUGAGCAGAUGAGGAAGAGGAGACGAGUAGGAGGAGGAUUGAGGACCACACGAGGAGGUGUGUGAGGAAGAGGAGGAAGGUGAGAAGGAACAGCAGCAGGAGGAGGGGCGCGUGGUUGUAGAGGGGCACCUGGGAGCAUUGGUGGAUGGGAGUGGUGACCCUGGGUGUGGUUGGAGGAGCUACCUGGGCGAUGAUGCAUGGGGGGGGGGUCCCCAUACCCCCCAAUACCUCCACGCCACCCUCGCCUCGCCGUGCCGUUUGGGCCACGUGAGCGACGUCGCUCUGCAGACAGGAGUGGCAGCACGCGGCGGUGAGCAGUGGUGAGGAGGAGCGCCUCACUGGGUGAGUGUGGCUGUGUGUGGCGCGUGUCCCGUUUGGAAUGUUGGACAAACACACGUACACACGCGUGUACACGCAUCACACACGUGUUACACACACGCACGUGUUACACACACGCACGUGUUGUACACAUAUACAUCACGCUCGCACGUGCGGUUUAAAGUCUCAGCUUCAGGGUGGAGUAAUAAUAGUUUUCGGAGGUCACCAAACACACGCACACGUCCACAGAUGCACCACGAACAUACGCACACGUCCACAGAUGCACCACGAACACACGCAAAGAUCCCCGUGCAAUACUCUUAGUUCUUUCGGUAAA